AUGCAUACAUCAUCAUCCGUUCUAAAAUCACUUUUUUAUCUUCUCAAAGCUUCUCAUUCACGUAGUACAGUGAUCAUAACAGUAGCAACAUUACUAUCAUGUAUUAUUGUAUUUACAAUGGCUGGUCAAACAAAUUCUAUGGCUUUACAAGCAUUUUGUUCUCUAUGUAUAUUUGAUUUAUUAUUUAUUGGUACAGCUCUUCUCUCAGCAUGGAAUAUUGAAAAUCGUAAUACAAAAGUUCGUCAAAAAAUUCAACCAACAGCUAAUACUAGUUCAACAGCAUUAUUUAUUCCAACUCAAACAGUUGCAACAUUUUCAUAUGGUACAGCACGUUUCGAAGUCUUAGCUGUAUUUACAUCAACAAUGCUUUCUAUACUUGGAGCAUUUUUUAUUCUUAAAGAAUCUAUUGAGAAAUUUCUUGAAAAUGAACCAAUACAUAUUGGAUAUUUAAUGCCAGCAUCAUUAAUAACAUUUUUUAUGCAUCUUAUUGUUAUUUAUCUUGUACCAAAUCAACCAUUUGAUCAUGUUAUAGCAGCUAGUUCAUCAAGUUGGUUACAAGAACAUGUUAGUGAUAUGUUUCAAAAUUUAUGUCAUUAUAUACCAGGUUUAAGUCGUCUUCUUUUACCACGUAUUAAUCCAUUGGCAUUACUCUGUUGGUGUGGUUUAGCAAUUAUUUUUUCUGAUUCAUUUCUUUUAACAAUGGGUUAUGGACAUUUUGUUGAUACAUUAUCAUCAUUACUUAUGGCUUUUAUGACAUUUGGAACAAUGGUACCAAUAGCAAUAUAUAGUGGUAAAAUUUUAUUACAAACAACACCAGCACCUAUGAUUGGUCAAUUAGAUAAAUGUUUACAUGAAGCAUCAAGACUUGAUGGAGUUUUAGAAUUUCGACAUGAACAUUUUUGGGCUUUAUCAUUUGGUACACUUGUUGGUUCAUUGCAUGUUCGUUGUCGACGUGAUGCUGAUGAACAAUUAGUUCUUGCACAUGUAUGGAACAAAUUAGCUAAUGUGGUUCAAAUAUUAACUAUUCAUAUUUUUAAAGAUGACUGGCUUCGUCGGCAGACUCAUACAUUUAUGCAACCACAAACCACCAGUAGUAAUCAGAAUUCAUCUAAUAUUCCUCCAUCAUCAGCAUAUAAUGGUUUUGUCGUUGUUACGUAG
Molecule: messenger RNA, 1158 nt
Organism: Adineta steineri
Lineage: Eukaryota; Metazoa; Rotifera; Eurotatoria; Adinetida; Adinetidae
Source: the annotation of a GenBank genome assembly